Molecule: messenger RNA, 1558 nt
Organism: Alosa sapidissima (American shad)
Lineage: Eukaryota; Metazoa; Chordata; Actinopteri; Clupeiformes; Clupeidae
Product: chymotrypsinogen B-like
Exons: 6
Coding region: 96-1019 (307 amino acids)
Biological process (GO): proteolysis
Molecular function (GO): serine-type endopeptidase activity
Source: RefSeq, a predicted model, not a curated record
GCGGUAACAACCUGGGUCCAGCAGGCCAGGUAACAGAUAUCAAACAUACACUCGCACACACAGACACACACACAGAUCAGACAGAGAGCGACAGAAUGAGUGUGUGGAGAGCUGUGUGUGUGGCCGUGGUCUUGUAUCUCAAUGCUCAAGAUGUGUCAGCGCAAUUAAACGUUUGUGGACAAGCACCUCUCAAUGACCGUAUAGUGGGUGGGCAGGACGCGAAAGCAGGCGCGUGGCCAUGGAUGGCCAGCCUACACCGAGCCAGCCACUUCUGUGGGGGGUCCCUCAUCACCAAGGACUGGGUUAUGACGGCUGCACAUUGCUUCCCCAGCACGAGCACCGCUGGCCUGGUCGUCUACCUGGGUCGACAGUAUCAGGAGGGCAGUGUUAACCCUAACAUGGUUUCCAGUAAAGUCCUAAGUAUAAUCAAACAUCCCAGUUACAAUGACAUCACCAACGAUAAUGACAUCGCCCUCCUCCGUCUUGCCACCUCUGUCACCUUUACCAACUACAUCCGCCCCGUCUGCCUGGCAGCAGCCGACAGCACCUUCGACUCUGGCACCAAGACAUGGAUCACCGGAUGGGGAACCACCGCAUCAGGCGUCUCUUUGCCCUAUCCAGGGACGCUGCAGGAGGUGCAAAUUCCAGUGGUGGCAGAGUUAGACUGCCGUACGGCUUAUUACCCUCAUGCUGCUAUCACUAACAACAUGAUGUGUGCUGGAUUACUAGGACAGGGAGGCAAGGACUCCUGCCAGGGAGACUCCGGCGGCCCGAUGGUGGUUAAACAGGACUCUGUGUGGGUCCAGGCAGGGAUUGUGAGUUUCGGCAUUCGCUGCGCCAUGGCGGAAUUCCCUGGAGUGUACGCACGUGUCUCCCAGUUUGAAAGCUGGAUCAACUCCACAAUCACCACAGACCGUCCAGGCUAUGUCACUACCGGUGGAGCCGGCAGUGCUGGAGGGUCCCCUAGCCUCCUCACAGGCCUCCUUACCAUCUCGCUCUACCUCCUCAUCUCUGCCUGACUCUUCUACUGACCCCACACCGCUAGCAUCACAGCUUCCCCACUAGCAUUAGCUUCACCGCUAGCAUCACAGCUUCCCCACUAGCAUUAGCUUCACCGCUAUCAUCACAGCUUCAUGGUUAUCAUCGCAGCUUCACCUCCAUCAUCACCACUGCAGUUAAUUUCUCUACUAUCAUCAUUACAUCAAUGCUCACACUAUAGCAUCACACUAUAAUCACACCUUCAGCCCCUAUCAGGAUUGCGAUCAUCACAGGUUCAGCGCUAUCAUCGAAGCUCCACCUGUAGUUCCCCUGCUUGAGUUACCUGUAUAUGGUCACCAGUUUACUAAAAGUUACCUGUGUAAGUUGGUAUAUAAAUAAUAAGUUCACCUGCUUGAGUUACUUGUUGACCUGCUUGGGCUGCCUGUUCAAGUUCACCUGCAUAGGUCAACCUAUAUGCUUACCUAGAUGAUUGUGUGUUUGUGUGUCUUUCUGUCUGUCUUAUUCAGAAAAAUGAGGAGAGGCUCAGAAUUGUAACAAUAAAAACCAUGUUGUCUUUUGA